CAGCCGGAGUCUUCCUUUAACAAGAUGGCGGCGGGAAGCAGCGGCGGCAGCGGCAAGCUCCGCUCGAAAAGCGAGGCCGAUUCCGGCUUCCUGGGGCUGCGGCCCACCUCGGUGGACCCGGCGCUGAGGCGGCGGCGGCGAGGCCCCAGAAACAAGAAGCGGGGCUGGCGGCGGCUCGCUCAGGAGCCGCUGGGGCUGGAAAUCGACCAGUUCCUAGAGGACGUGCGGCUGCAGGAGCGCACGAGCGGUGGCUUGGUGUCGGAGGCCCCCGAUGAUAAACUCUUCUUCGUGGAUACUGGCCCCAAGGACAGAGAGCGGGGCAGGAAGAGCACCAAAGGCCAGAAGAGGCCACUGCUCCUCAAGAAACCCCUGCGGGUGGACCUGGUGUUAGAGAACACGUCCAAGAUCCCUGCCCCCAAAGACGUCCUCGCCCACCAGGUCCCCAACGCCAAGAAGCUCAGGCGGAAGGAGCAGCUAUGGGAGAGGCUGGCCAAGCAGGGCGAGCUGCCCCGGGAGGUGCGCAGGGCGCAGGCCCGGCUCCGCUGCCCUCCUGCGGCCAAAGCCAGGCCCGGGCCCCCGGACACCGCGGAGCGGCCCUUCUACGACCUCUGGGCCACAGACAACCCUCUGGAGCGGCCGCUGGCCGGCCAGGACCCCUUCUUCCUGGAGCAGACCAAGAAGAAGGGCGUGAAGCGGCCGCCGCGUCUCCACACCAAGCCGUCCCAGGUGCCCGCUGUGGAGGUGACACCCUCCGGAGCCUCCUACAACCCGUCCUUUGAGGACCACCAGACACUGCUCUGGGAAGCCCACGAGGUGGAGCUGCAGCGGCAGAGGGAGGCGGAGAAGCUGGAGCGGCAGCUGGCCCUGCCCCCCGCCGAGCAGGCCGCCACCCGGGAGUCUGUGUUCGAGGAGAUGUGCCAGGGGCUGCUGGAGGAGUCGGACGGGGAGGGGGAGCCAGGCGAGGGCCAGGACCAGGCGCCCGAGGGGGCUGGAGACCAGGCCAGAGAGGACGAGCUCGGAGGAGCCGAGGCCACCACACCUGCCCGCCUGGCCGCCGCGGAGAAGAAGACGGAGCAGCAGCGUCGGCGGGAAAAGGCCGCCCGGAAGCUGCGGGUACAGCAGGCCGCGGUGCGGGCCGCCCGGCUGCGGCACCAGGAGCUCUUCAGGCUGCGCGGGAUCAAGGCCCAGGUGGCACAGCGGCUGGCGGAGCUGGCGCGGCGGCGGGAACGGCGGCGGGCACAGCGGCUGGCCGAGGCCGACAAGCCCCGCAGGCUGGGGCGGCUCAAGUACCAGGCCCCCGACAUUGACGUGCAGCUCAGCUCGGAGCUGGCCGACUCGCUCCGGACCCUGAAGCCCGAGGGCAACAUCCUCCGUGACCGGUUCAAGAGCUUCCAGAAGAGAAACAUGAUCGAGCCCCGGGAGAGAGCCAAGUUCAAGCGCAAGUACAAGGUGAAGCUCGUGGAGAAGCGGGCGUUCCGGGAGAUCCAGUUGUAGCUGAUGGUGGAUGCGGAGCCUCAUCCUUCAAUAAAGCACCUUCAGACCAACA
Molecule: messenger RNA, 1546 nt
Organism: Myotis daubentonii (Daubenton's bat)
Lineage: Eukaryota; Metazoa; Chordata; Mammalia; Chiroptera; Vespertilionidae
Gene: NOP53
Product: NOP53 ribosome biogenesis factor
Biological process (GO): ribosomal large subunit assembly; rRNA processing
Cellular component (GO): nucleolus
Molecular function (GO): 5S rRNA binding
Source: RefSeq, a predicted model, not a curated record